Molecule: messenger RNA, 5252 nt
Organism: Oncorhynchus mykiss (rainbow trout)
Lineage: Eukaryota; Metazoa; Chordata; Actinopteri; Salmoniformes; Salmonidae
Source: RefSeq, a predicted model, not a curated record
CUUCUCUCACGGUACCACAUACACCCACGGUGCAUAGGCUACAUGCUAACUGUCAUCACACAGUGAAAUCACUGGCAUUAUGCCUCCACAUACGUAGCAAACAACACUCAAACAAUGUGUAAGAGAGCAGGAGAGAAAGAGGCCCAAUCAAUUUGUUUUUCACACAUUUUUCUGUGUAUAUUUAUCUAAGCCGUGUUUUCUUUAACUCUGGGUUUGGAAAGACCAGUACUUCAUUUUUUUGUGUGGUUUUAGCCAAUCCUAUUGCGGUUAACGUGUGGCACUAGAGCCUCUGACACACACGCCCGCAGUUUCUGUUCCUCUUCUCCAGAAGUGUUGUGUGUGUCUCUCUCUGUGUGUGUGUGUGUGUGUGUGUGUGUGUGUGUGUGUGUGUGUGUGUGUGUGUGUGUGUGUGUGUUGGCCAGUAUAUGUAGACAGUUGUCGUGAGGAAGCAGGCCAGGGAGGAGAGGAGGAAGUGAGAGUCAGCUGACAGGAAGUAGAAGUGUGUGAAAAAACCCUCAUUUAAAAUCUAAACACGCAAUACUCCAGUGGAGGCUGCUGAGGGGAGGACGGCUCAUAAUAAUGGCUGGAACGGAGCGAAUGGAAUGACAUCAACCACAUGGAAACCAUGGAAACCAUGUGUUUGGUGUAUUUGAUACCAUUCCACUCCAGCCAUUACCACAAGCCCGUUCUCCCCAAUUAAGGUGCAACCAGCCUCCUGUGCAAUACACUACAGUAUAUAAGGGAGUGUUUCACAUUACACGUAAGAGACCAGCAAAAUAUUGACAUUGACAGGAAUUAGCUAUGUCUCCAAAAGUGAUGUCAACAAAUCACAUGAGAUGGAGAUGGAAUCAGAGAUGGGUGUAUGGAGAGAUGGAGAAAGAGGAGGGAGGUAAAGAGAGAUGGAAAGACAAAGAGAGAAUUGAAAUACCCCAAAAGAUACAUGAGACGCGAGAGAGAAACGGGGAUAAGGAUGGAUGGAUAGAAGGAGAGGAGUCAGAAAGAGAGGGGCAGGCCCCAGUCCUUCCUGUGUGUGUCUCUCUGAUCCUAAGGCCACAAAAAUAGCAACAGGAGCACUGCCAGCGGAAACCGUUAUUAAGUCAUUCAAGACCUCUCUCUUUCCCUCCCUCUCUCUUUCUCUCUCUCUUUCCCUCCUACUUCUCUUUUCAUAUCUGUGAAAAUCUGAGGCAGCUGGGGCCAUGGGCUGGGUGUAUGUGUGUGUCAGAGGCAGCUCUGUGUGUGUGUGUGUGUGUGUGUGUGUGUGUGUGUGUGUGUGUGUGUGUGUGUGUGUGUGUGUGUGUGUGUGUGUGUGUGUGUGUGUGUGUGUCCAGUCUGGUUGUCAGUAUGUGGCGUGCCAACCAGAGUGGGUUGGCAUGCAGUCAGUGUGGGGUCUGUCCUGAGGCUAUGGGCUUUGUGUGUGUCAGUGAGUGGGUGGGUGGGUAUGUGUGUAGGAGUGUGUUCUCUCCAUCCAGUGUGUGCCAGCUGAGGCCACCUGACCGAUUCCAUUCGUCCCAUCUGUCCAAAUGUAAUCUUGGACACCCAGAAAUAAAACACUUGCGUCAGAUGCUCUAAUUAAGUUAUGGGGGAUACGUGUUAGAAAAUGAACUAACGAGACUAGAGAAGUCUCCGCCCCCAAGACGUAAACUCUCAGUCACCUUCGGGCCUAUCAGCCAAAUGUCCCCUCCCAUUCCGAAAUGACAUUGGAAAGAUGUGAGCACCUGCAAAAUCGGGAUUUGUCCAAAUGAUGAGUCUGUUGGCAGAUACCUGUUAUGUUAGAACAAGAGAUGGGGAUAGAGAGCAAGAGAGAGAGUAAAAUCAUGAUACAUUUUUCAGUCUCUGUGUGUGCGUGCGUGUGUGUGUGUGUAAAGCUUACCGUAUGCGUGUAGGCGAGUGACUAUGCAUAUGUCUACAUGUGUGUGGGAAUGCAGUAAAAAUGAAUGAACCGCAGCAGCAGCAGCCCCGGAUACACAGACCCGCCUCCAGCCACCCACCCAGCCAUGUGUGACUCCUGCCCCAGAUCAGAGCUCCGAAGCCUGGGGAGGGGAGCCAAGAAAGGAGGGGGUCUUGGCACUGGGCCUAGGCCUCAGUGUUUUGUUCUUGGGGGAGCUGGCUGCACUUAAAAAGGCCAUUGACGUCUUGGCUGCUGUGUGCAAUUUGCUUCCCCUCUCUGUCUGCAGAGUAACACACACACACACACACACACAUACACGUACACACUCUUGUCUGCAAGUCUGAGGGCGAUCACUGGCAUUUAUUGGACCACAGGGAAAAGAACCGGCUGCCUAAGAGUACACACACACACACAACCCCCCCCCACCCUUCCUACGCCCCCUCACUAGGCUAAUCACUUCCUCUCCUCUCUGUCUCCAUCUGACCAUCUCUCUCUCCAUCUUUCUCUGCUUUAUUCCCUCUUCCUCUCCCUUCCUCUCUCCUCCACUCUUCCCACUCACUCCAUCUCUCUCUUUAUCUUUCUGUCCAUCAUCAUGUCCUGGAUCUUUUACUAUUUAGUAAAUGAUGGUGUAGUGAGUGGUGUCAUGAGUGAAGGUGUAGUGCGUGAAGGUGUAGUGAGUGAUGUAGUGAGUAAAGGUGUAGUGAGUAAAGGUGUAAUGAGUAAAGGUGUAGUGAGUAAAGGUGUAGUGAGUAAAGGUGUAAUGAGUAAAGGUGUAGUGAGUAAAGGUGUAGUGAGUAAAGGUGUAGUGAGUAAAGGUGUAGUGAGUAAAGGUGUAAUGAGUGAAGGUGUAAUGAGUAAAGGUGUAGAGAGUAAAGGUGUAGUGAGUAAAGGUGUAAGGAGUGAAGGUGUAAUGAGUAAAGGUGUAAUGAGUAAAGGUGUAAUGAGUGAAGGUGUAAUGAGUAAAGGUGUAAUGAGUAAAGGUGUAAUGAGUAAAGGUGUAGUGAGUGAUGUAGUGGGUAAAGGUGUAAUGAGUAACGGUGUAAUGAGUAAAGGUGUAGUGAGUAAAGGUGUAAUGAGUAAAGGUGUAAUGAGUAAAGGUGUAGUGAGUAAAGGUGUAGUGAGUAAAGGUGUAGUGAGUAAAGGUGUAAUGAGUGAAGGUGUAAUGAGUAAAGGUGUAAUGAGUAAAGGUGUAAUGAGUGAAGGUGUAAUGAGUAAAGGUGUAAUGAGUAAAGGUGUAGUGAGUGAUGUAGUGGGUAAAGGUGUAAUGAGUGAAGGUGUAGUGAGUGAAGGUGUAGUGAGUGAUGUAGUGGGUAAAGGUGUAAUGAGUAAAGGUGUAGUGAGUAAAGGUGUAAUGAGUAAAGGUGUAGUGAGUGAUGUAGUGGGUAAAGGUGUAAUGAGUAAAGGUGUAGUGAGUGAUGUAGUGGGUAAAGGUGUAAUGAGUAAAGGUGUAAUGAGUAAAGGUGUAAUGAGUAAAGGUGUAGUGAGUGAUGUAGUGGGUAAAGGUGUAAUGAGUAAAGGUGUAAUGAGUGAAGGUGUAGUGAGUAAAGGUGUAGUGAGUGAUGUAGUGGGUAAAGGUGUAAUGAGUAAAGGUAUAGUGAGUAAAGGUGUAAUGAGUAAAGGUGUAAUGAGUAAAGGUGUAGUGAGUAAAGGUGUAGUGGGUAAAGGUGUAAUGAGUAAAGGUGUAGUGAGUGAUGUAGUGGGUAAAGGUGUAAUGAGUAAAGGUGUAGUGAGUGAUGUAGUGGGUAAAGGUGUAAUGAGUAAAGGUGUAGUGAGUGAUGUAGUCGGUAAAGGUGUAAUGAGUAAAGGUGUAGUGAGUGAUGUAGUGGGUAAAGGUGUAAUGAGUAAAGGUGUAGUGAGUGAUGUAGUGGGUAAAGGUGUAAUGAGUAAAGGUGUAGUGAGUGAUGUAGUGGGUAAAGGUGUAAUGAGUAAAGGUGUAGUGAGUGAUGUAGUGGGUAAAGGUGUAAUGAGUAAAGGUGUAGUGAGUAAAGAUGUAGUGGGUAAAGGUGUAAUGAGUAAAGGUGUAGUGAGUAAAGAUGUAGCGGGUAAAGGUGUAGUGAGUGAUGUAGUGGGUAAAGGUGUAGUGAGUGAUGUAGUGGGUAAAGGUAUAGUGAGUGAGGGUGUAGUGAGUGAGGGUGUAAUGAGUAAAGAUGUAGUGGGUAAAGGUGUAGUGAGUGAUGUAGUGGGUAAAGGUGUAGUGAGUGAUGUAGUGGGUAAAGGUAUAGUGAGUGAAGGUGUAGUGAGUGAGGGUGUAGUGAGUAAAGAUGUAGUGGGUAAAGGUGUAGUGAGUGAUGUAGUGGGUAAAGGUGUAAUGAGUGAAGGUGUAGUGAGUGAAGGUGUAGUGGGUAAAGGUGUAAUGAGUAAAGGUGUAGUGAGUAAAGGUGUAAUGAGUAAAGGUGUAAUGAGUAAAGGUGUAAUGAGUAAAUGUGUACUGAGUAAAGGUGUAGUGGGUAAAGGUGUAAUGAGUAAAGGUGUAGUGAGUGAUGUAGUGGGUAAAGGUGUAAUGAGUAAAGGUGUAGUGAGUGAUGUAGUGGGUAAAGGUGUAAUGAGUAAAGGUGUAGUGAGUGAUGUAGUGGGUAAAGGUGUAAUGAGUAAAGGUGUAAUGAGUAAAGGUGUAAUGAGUGAUGUAGUGGGUAAAGGUGUAAUGAGUAAAGGUGUAGUGAGUAAAGAUGUAGUGGGUAAAGGUGUAAUGAGUAAAGGUGUAGUGAGUAAAGAUGUAGAGGGUAAAGGUGUAGUGAGUGAAGGUGUAGUGAGUAAAGAUGUAGUGGGUAAAGGUGUAGUGAGUGAUGUAGUGGGUAAAGGUGUAAUGAGUAAAGGUGUAGUGAGUAAAGAUGUAGUGGGUAAAGGUGUAAUGAGUAAAGGUGUAGUGAGUGAUGUAGUGGGUAAAGGUGUAAUGAGUAAAGGUGUAAUGAGUAAAGGUGUAGUGAGUAAAGAUGUAGUGGGUAAAGGUGUAAUGAGUAAAGGUGUAGUGAGUAAAGAUGUAGAGGGUAAAGGUGUAGUGAGUGAAGGUGUAGUGAGUGAAAGUGUAGUGAGUAAAGCUGUAGUGAGUGAAGGUGUUGAGAGUUUUACACACUCACAUAAAACUACUUCACUCACAUCUCUCUUCAAUCACACCCAGUAUAUACAUCUGUAAUGUUUCAGUUUCUACCUGUUCAGCAGAUGCUGGAGUGAAACAACCUCCGGCGUGUGUGUGUGUGUGUGUGUGUGUGUGUGUGUGUGUGUGUGUGUGUGUGUGUGUGUGUGUGUGUGUGUGUGUGUGUGUGUGUGUAACCCUCUCCCAACGUGUGUGUCUGUGGGUGGUGGGAUAGGCAGAAGAUAUAUUUCCAUUCUAAUGAAAUGAAUGAAUAAAGUAUCUGUUCUAUUCUAA